GACGGGUAGGCUCCGCCCUCGUGUCUGGUGUGACGUACAGGCCACGCCCCCUUCUCCUUAUUGUGACGCUGCUGGGUCCUGCUGCUUAGUCACGGUGACUGCUCAGAGUAUGGCGGGGGCGGAGGAGCGCGGCGCUCGGAGACGGUAUCAAACGAAGAAUGAACUAGGCGGUGACCUCUCGGACUUUCCAUAGCGGGAUUUUGCAGCACCAUAAGUGGAGUUUUGCUAUGUAAGAUCGAUGUUCUUGGCUUUCAGAAUUGCUCUGGGGAAUGAUAACCUGGACACGAUGGAGUAACUUAUCAUUUUGGGUAAAACAUUUUUUUUGCGUUUAACCUUUUUUUUUUUUUUAACCGGGAUUGCUCUACUUUUAUCUCGUCCCCUGGAUAAUGCGCAACUGAAGAGCAGCGUGACGGGGAUGUAUGCCACAGAGUGCCAGGCUGAAGUGACUCCCUCACACAGCAAUGGCAAUCGCCAGUUUCAUUACUCGCUGGCGGAUCAUACCAAACAGGCUUUCCAGAUCAUGAAUGAGCUGAGGCUGGAGAAUCAGCUGUGUGACGUGACGCUGCGGGUCAAGUACCAUGAGAUACAAGCGGAUUUUGUGGCUCAUAAAAUCGUCCUGGCUUCCAGCAGCCCAGUCUUCAGGGCCAUGUUUACCAAUGGGCUCAGGGAGUGCGGCAUGGAGACGGUGACCAUCGAAGGCAUUCACCCCAAGGUCAUGGAGCGACUGCUGGAGUUUGCCUAUACGGCUAGCAUCUCGGUUGGGGAGAAGUGCGUCAUCCACGUGAUGAACGGCGCGGUCAUGUAUCAGAUGGACAGCGUGGUGAAGGCCUGCUGCGACUUCCUCAUCCAGCAGCUGGACCCGAGCAAUGCCAUCGGGAUCGCAACAUUUGCUGAGCAGAUCGCCUGUCAGGAGCUUCACGAGAAGGCCCGGGAGUAUAUAUACAUGCACUUUGGAGAGGUGUCAAAACAAGAGGAGUUCUUUAACCUCUCCCGCUGUCAGCUGGUCAACCUUAUCAGCCGGGAUGACCUGAAUGUGCGCUGCGAGUCUGAGGUCUUCCAUGCUUGCAUAAACUGGGUCAAAUAUGACUGUGAGAGCCGGCGGCCCUACAUCCAGGCACUCUUGAAGGCAGUGCGCUGCCAUUCCUUGACCCCCAACUUCCUCAAGCUCCAGCUCCAGCGCUGUGAGAUCCUGCGUGGAGACAGCCGCUGUCAGGACUACUUGUCUCAGAUCUUCCAAGAUCUGACUCUCCACAAGCUCACAAGACCUCAGGAGAGGAGUCCUAAUGUUCCUCAGUUCAUCUAUGUGGCCGGAGGCUACUUCCGACAGUCUCUCAAUUUCUUAGAGGCUUACAGCCCAAUGGAGGGGGAGUGGCUCAGUUUGGCUCCUUUGGAGGUGCCGCGGAGUGGCUUAGCUGGUUGUGUUCUUGGAGGCCUCUUUUAUGCUGUCGGGGGCCGUAACAACGCACCGGACUGCAACGAGGACUCAAACGCCCUGGACUGCUACAAUCCAAUGAACAACCAGUGGUCGCCUUGUGCACCAAUGAGUGUUCCCAGGAACAGGGUUGGCGCGGGUGUCAUAGAUGGACAAAUCUAUGCAGUUGGAGGAUCUCAUGGCUGCCUUCAUCAUAACAGUGUGGAGAGGUAUGACCCAGAGAAAGAUGAAUGGCAGACUGUAUCUCCAAUGAAGACACGGCGGAUUGGUGUCGGUGUUGCUGUACUGAACCGGCUCCUUUAUGCUGUGGGCGGCUUUGAUGGGACAAACAGACUGAACUCUGCUGAGUGUUAUUAUCCAGAAACUGAUGAAUGGCGGGAUAUCGCAUCAAUGAAUGUGGUGCGGAGUGGUGCUGGUGCCUGUGCGCUUGAUACUAGUGUCUACGCCAUGGGAGGUUAUGAUGGAAGAGACCAGCUGAACAGCGUGGAGAAGUAUGAUAUUGAAAGAGACUCGUGGAGCUUUGUGGCACCUAUGGCACACCGGAGGAGUGCGCUGGGGGUCACUGUCCACCAAGGAAAGAUCUAUGUGCUAGGUGGAUAUGAUGGGAACACCUUCUUGGACAGUGUGGAAUGUUAUGACCCAGCCCAAGACACAUGGACAGAGGUGACCCAUAUGAUGUCGGGCCGUAGUGGUGUGGGAGUGGCGAUCACUAUGGAACCUUGCCGCAAAACUCAGUGUGGAAGUAUUUUCCCAGAGCAGCAGAAAGAUGAGACUAGAGACAAACAAAGAGGCAACUGCAUCUUCUCCUCCAUCAGCAAAUAACAUUGUGAGGAUCUCCAUCCACACAUGUAUACAGGGAGGCUUUCUGCAUCCAUCCAUGGAUUAAAUUAUUGCCUGGUAACUUAAAAAAAAAAAAAAAAUUAUUUUGUGGUCACGAACCCAAAUUUUUUUUUAUAACAUGUUUAAUUUCUUUAGCGUCUCUUCCUCUGUUUUACUGAGUGAAGCCAGCGCUGCAGUUUCUUAACCUCCGGUUCUUAACUCGAGUUGAGAAUUUGUACAAAUUAAAAAAAAAAAAAACACUUAAAAAAAAAAAUGUUCAGUGUUAAAGAAAAUAAAGUAGUAACUUUGAUCAUUAUUUUUAUGAAUAGCAGGUAAGUGGCGUGUCUCCUGCAUCACAAGAUACCCAGUGCCAUGUUAGUGGAUUGGACAUUCUUUGUUACUUUGUAAUUCUAUAUUGGGGAGAAAAGAGAAUUUUUCACCAAUAUUGGACACUAUAAGGUUAGAAGUCAAAUAUAUAUUUUUUUUCUCUGCACCCUGAAAAAUUCUGGGGGGGGGACAGUCCACAGGCAGCAGGUCCCAGCACUAGGACCACUUGGAAAUGUUCCUUUUUCCCGCGCAGUCCAGAAUUUUGAUUUAUCGUUGCGGAAACUCUUGACAUGUGCGCGGUGCAGCUUAUUGCAAGCAAUUGGAGUCUGCUGCAAUGGAAUUUACGAGUGGAACUUUUCUAUCAGAAUCUGCUCGGAAAUUCUGCCAUGUGAAUGGGGCCUUAAAGGUCUAUUCACACGUACAGUAUUCUGCGCAGAUUUGAUGCGCAGGAUUUCAAGCUGUGUUCAGUCAUUCAGUUUACACUGAAAUCUGCGCAGAAUACUGUCCGUGUGAAUAGACCCUAAAGGAGAAGUCUCACCUAGAAACAUUUUUCCAUAAUGCCCAGGCUGCAAUAAAAUAAAACCUGACUAACCUGCCUCCGUCUGUGUCCCGGUAUCGCGCUCUGUCCUGCCGU
Messenger RNA from Hyla sarda, 3212 nucleotides. RefSeq names its product kelch like ECH associated protein 1 (gene KEAP1). The transcript has 6 exons. NCBI's taxonomy places the organism in Eukaryota, Metazoa, Chordata, Amphibia, Anura, Hylidae. The record is from RefSeq and is a predicted model, not a curated record. The coding region runs from base 416 to 2254 and encodes 612 amino acids. Gene Ontology annotation, molecular function: protein binding.